AUGCCGAUCGAUCUCAGCUUCCAUUACACAGACACAGAACUCAAUUGGAAGAUGUCGUCGCACAUCCUCCUCAGUGCCACCACCAUCCAACCCUAUCCCCCAAACCUUUCGACAAAAAUAGCCAAGCAGGCUAUGCGGGCUGAAAUACGCCAAGGCCCUUGGCAUACGCCGGCGCCAAUCGACCCGUACGGUGGUGGUAUCAAUACUGACUCGUCUACUCCGGGGUCAGAGUACGAAGGAGUCACGGAGUCCUGGACUGAACGCGGGGAUCCCCAGAAUCACGCUACGGUUCCGACCCGUCCAUACCACUGGCUCGAAGUUUUGUCGGGCAUCGACGCCGCCGCUGGGGAUGCGAUGGAGGCUCGUGCCACGUCGGAGAAUAAGGCGCAGGUUCUGUUCGCCCACCUGUCCGUGCCUAGUGAUCCAGCAUUCCAGUAA
Messenger RNA from Aspergillus affinis, 438 nucleotides. RefSeq lists its product as uncharacterized. The coding region runs from base 1 to 438 and encodes 145 amino acids. The transcript is spliced from 3 exons. Lineage: Eukaryota; Fungi; Ascomycota; Eurotiomycetes; Eurotiales; Aspergillaceae. The record is from RefSeq and is a predicted model, not a curated record.